AUGGACGGAAGAGGAAAGGACGCACCAGCGAUCGGCAUUGACCUCGGAACAACGUACUCAUGUGUCGCCGUUUGGAAGCAUGAUCACAUCCAAAUCAUUCCCAAUGAUCAAGGCAACCGAACCACACCGUCAUGUGUUGCUUUUGUUGAUGGAGAACGUCUCAUUGGCGAUGGCGCCAAGAAUCAAGUGGCGAUGAACCCUGCUAACACCAUAUUUGAUGCUAAGAGGCUGAUUGGAAGGAGAUUCAGUGAUUUCAAAGUUAAGGAUGACAUGAACUUGUGGCCUUUUAAGGUCAUAGAAGGGCCUGCUGACACACCAAAGAUUGUUGUAUCCUACAAAGGUGAAGAGAAGGAAUUUUGUGCUGAAGAAAUUUCAUCAAUGAUUCUUGUCAAGAUGAAAGAAACUGCUGAAGCAUACCUCGGAAAACCUGUGAAAGAUGCUGUGAUAACUGUCCCAGCUUACUUUAAUGAUUCACAACGUCAAGCAACAAAAGAUGCUGGUGCUAUUGCUGGACUAAAUGUUAUCAACAUGAUCAACGAACCUACUGCAGCUGCAAUUGCUUAUGGUUUAGACAAUAAGUCUGACAUUAAUGGCAAGAUCAAUGUGUUGGUCUUUGAUUUGGGUGGUGGCACAUUUGAUGUCUCUAUUUUGACAAUUGCUGAAGGGGGUACCAUUGAGGUUAAAGCUGUUGCUGGUGACACUCAUUUAGGAGGUGAGGAUUUUGAUAAUCGAAUGGUGGAUUAUUGUGUUCGCGAAUUCAGGAGGAAAUGGAACAAGGACUUGACAGGGAACCAAAGAGCAUUGGGUAGGUUGAGAUGUGCUUGUGAGAAAGCAAAAAGGAUUCUUUCUUCCAGUAAUGUCACUUCUACUGAUUUAGACUGCUUAUAUGAUGGGAUUGAUUUUUCUAUGAAAUUCAGUCGAGCUAAAUUUGAAGAGUUGAACAUGGGUUUCUUCGAUUCAUGUAUGGAUACUGUGGAGGAAUGUUUAAGGGAUGCAAAGAUGGAGAAAUCGUGUGUCGAUGAGGUGAUUCUUGUUGGUGGGUCAACUAGAAUACCAAAGGUCCAGUGUAUGUUGCAGGAAUUAUUUGAAAGGAAGGAGCUAUGCAAGAGUGUGAACCCUGAAGAAGCUGUUGCAUAUGGUGCAGCAUUUAUGGCUGCAAAGUUAAAUGGUAACAGUCAUAAGAGCUGUCGAGAUUUGUUGUUAUUGGAUGUCACUCCUUUGUCCCUUGGUGUGGGAUUGAUAGGAGAGGAAUUUGAUGUUGUGAUCCCUCGGAAUACUCCAAUACCUACGAAGAAAUCUAAAAUAUAUUGUACAACUCGAGACGACCAAACUUGUGUAGAUGUUAAGGUGUAUCAAGGUGAACGGACCAGAUCAACAGAUAACCAUUUGUUGGGGACUUUCACAAUUUCUGGAAUACCACCUGCUCCAAAAGGAGUUGCAAAACUUAAGCGCUACUUUGAAAUAGAUUCCAAUGGCAUUCUAAGUGUAACGUCGGAGAUAUUAUCAACUGGUAAAACAGAAAAACUCACAAUUAUCAAUGCAAAUGGACGACUCUCUAAAGAAGAGAUUGAGAGGAUGAUAGAAGAUGCCGACAAGUACAGAAAGGAGGACCAAGAAUUCAAAAAGAAGGCAGAUGCCCUUAAUGAGUUAGAAGACUACUUAUAUAACAUGAAGAAUAAGACCAAAUAUAUAAAGAAUGGUGCGAUGAUGAAGAAAAUAGAGCUUGUCAUUGCUGACACGACCAAGUGGCUCGAGCAGAACCAAGCGGUAUCUGUUGAUGAGCUUCAGUGCAAGAAGGAACAUCUCGAGUCUCUAUGGAUGCUGAUGUUUUAGCUCUAAAUGCAUGGAUGUUAGACUCACCUAUCUUCUAAGGUUUCCUUUGUUUUCAUUAGAUGAUGUUAAACAGUAAUGUGGGACUUCUUUAUAUCUCUAAGCAAUCCAAAACAUUAAACCAAGAAUGAUUUUGUAUCAGUUUGAUCCGUUGCGAACAUGAACAUGAUUGAUUGAUGAGUUUAGUUUAUCUUUGUUUCCGUU
Lactuca sativa (garden lettuce) is the source of this 2034-nucleotide messenger RNA. RefSeq names its product heat shock cognate 70 kDa protein. Gene Ontology annotation, molecular function: ATP-dependent protein folding chaperone; ATP binding. NCBI's taxonomy places the organism in Eukaryota, Viridiplantae, Streptophyta, Magnoliopsida, Asterales, Asteraceae. The record is from RefSeq and is a predicted model, not a curated record.